UUCAGCCUCCGAGUCUUCAUAGAGAGGGUUUUGCGAGCGCCCGGAUGCUGUCUCCAUGGUAACAGGCGGAAGUCAGCGUGUCAGCUGUCUGGGUAGCUUCAAGAUGGCGGCUGAGGCGGAGUAUGAGUCGGUACUGUGUGUAAAGCCCGAUAUCAACGUGUAUCGGAUCCCUCCGCGGGCAUCGAACCGAGGGUACAGGGCAUCUGACUGGAAACUCGACCAACCUGAUUGGACAGGAAGGAUGAGACUCACCUCUAAAGGGAAAGUCGCGUUCAUCAAGUUGGAGGACAAAGUGUCAGGAGAGCUCUUCGCUCAGGCGCCGGUCGAUCAGUUCCCGGGGAUUGCGGUGGAAACAGUGACAGAUUCCAGCCGCUACUUUGUUAUUAGGAUUCAGGAUGGGAACGGAAGAAGCGCCUUCAUUGGCAUUGGCUUCUCUGAUCGGGGAGAUGCCUUUGACUUCAAUGUAUCUUUGCAGGAUCACUUUAAGUGGGUGAAGCAGGAAUCUGACUUCUCUAAGGAGCCUGUGGGACAGGACAAUCAGCCCAAACUCGAUUUAGGAUUCAAAGAAGGUCAGACGAUCAAGCUCAAUAUUGGGAACAUGAAAAAGAAGGAAGGCGCCAGUAAGCCCCGAGGUGGAACUGGAACCGGCAGUAUUACUCUCCUGCCCCCGCCUCCUGGGGGUAAAAUAUCUGCCCCACCCGUAGCGGUGUCCAAUUCUAUCCCAGUUGCGAAUCAUGUGACUCCCCCACCCCUGCAGCCCACCAAUACUACAAGCCCAGAUAUCCUCCUAGACUUGGACUUGGACUCCCCAGUACCAGCACCUAAAGCGGCCAGUACCUCAUCAGACCUUUGGGGGGACUUCAGUACUGCCGGCAGCAAUGUGGCCGCCCCGGCUCCGCAGCCCACUAGCUGGGUUCAGUUCUAGCCGCUGAUGUCAGACUCGUCCCUUGUCCCCUCUGGAGAACAGAAAGACCCCUCUGCGCUUACAGGGGACCAGCACUACCAGGACACAUAUCAUUGUAACACUUUCAUUGCCAGGCUGGGUGGGGGGGCAGAGCCGCUCCUUCUCAUUGGUCCCAGCUGCGUUUUUACCCCUCCCUGUCGUGUCAUUUUUUCAUUUACUUAAAACUCAGUGUUGCUGCAGUUUUGCUGCCGCGUCUCUGUCCCGUCGCCUCUUAUUGCCAUAACCAGGGACAGGGCUGUGUGUCCAUUCUGUGUGUGAUCCGUAGCCCUCAUAGCUGAACAGCGCCACCAAUCAGCACCAUUCCUCAGCCCGUGGCAUUACAUUCCGCUGAGCAGUGCCCGCUUCCCCCACGCAUGCCGGCUCGCUAGGGAAGGACAGAAUGUGUAUAUGGGUGUGCCAGUUGCUCUGCACAAUACGGGGGGGGGGGUUUGUUUAUGUUGCUGCUGCCCCUGUAAUCAGUACGGGGAGAGCGGUGCUGCCUGCGGCACCGAUUUUAACGUGCAAUUUAUUUGUUCAUUUUGAGUAGCCAUACUUGCCACAUGUCCUCUCGCGGGGUGGCGGAAGGGAGCGCCCACUCAUUCAAUGAACUUAGAUUUGUGUCUGUAUUUCCGUUGUGUAGCCAUGAAAAUCUAUUUAUUAUGUUGUGAACCCGGUCCAUGUGUAUAUAAUAAACUAACUGUUACCAUG
Molecule: messenger RNA, 1651 nt
Organism: Xenopus tropicalis (tropical clawed frog)
Lineage: Eukaryota; Metazoa; Chordata; Amphibia; Anura; Pipidae
Gene: necap1
Product: NECAP endocytosis associated 1
Exons: 8
Coding region: 56-925 (289 amino acids)
Biological process (GO): endocytosis
Cellular component (GO): plasma membrane; membrane; clathrin-coated vesicle membrane
Source: RefSeq, a predicted model, not a curated record